This is a messenger RNA of Pogoniulus pusillus (Red-fronted tinkerbird), 991 nucleotides long. Its product is annotated as granzyme B-like. Gene Ontology annotation, biological process: proteolysis. Lineage: Eukaryota; Metazoa; Chordata; Aves; Piciformes; Lybiidae. The record is from RefSeq and is a predicted model, not a curated record. The transcript has 5 exons. Bases 1 to 711 code for a protein of 236 amino acids. Gene Ontology annotation, molecular function: serine-type endopeptidase activity.
AUGAAGCACCUGCAGAAGCUGCUGCUGCUGUCCCUGCUGCUGGUGACCUGCUCCUCGGCUACAGCCUAUCGCUCCUGGACUCGGCUGGAGGGAAGGGACGAAGCCAAGAGCCACUUCACAGCCUCCCUGGCUUACCUGCAAGGCAGGAACAACCAUUCCUGUGGUGGCUUCCUGGUGGCCCCAGGCUGGGUGAUGACUGCAGCUCAGUGCUCGAAGUACAAACCUCUGACUGUCACCCUGGAAGCUCACACAAGCAAAGAGGGCAGCUGGCAAACAUUUGAAGUCCAAGAGUAUCACUGCCACCCAAACUUCACAAAGCCCGAGGCAGGAAAUGACAUCCUCCUGCUGAAGCUGCAAGGCAAUGCCACCAGCAACAGCUACCUCCCCUUGGAAGAAAAGCCCAGAAGGGUCAGCAAGUGCAGCAUGCUUGGCUGGGAGCACCGAGCACACAGUGCCACCCUGCGCAAAGCCACCGUCACCGUCAUCAGCAACAGAGACUGCAUGUCCUACUUCCCUGGGCGAGCCAAGAACCUGCUCUGUGGCAGGAGUGGAUCUGCUGGGGUGCCUGGGAAGAGCGAUGCUGGGGACCCUCUGAUCUGCAACAACAAAGCCUUCGGCAUCUUCUCCUACAAGUACGGGACCUGGCCUGGCUUCUACACGCUCAUUGCUCCUUACCUUUCGUGGGUCGAGAGUGUGAUGAAGUCAGUGUGACCCUGCCCCGCUCCCAGCUGCUGCCUCCAGGGCCCCAUUGCUCACCUGCUCUUCCUUCCUCCCUCCCUGGAAAGCAUCUGCUGCUGACCCUCACGGACCCAGCAAGGACUUCUCUCUGCAAGGCCAACCCGCGGCACUGAGGGGCUGGGUGGGCACUGCAGCCCGGUUGGGUUUCCUCCCUGUGCCAGCUGGGGAGUGCCUCUGUCCCCGGGGCAUGCUCCCGCACCUCGCAGCUCCCAGCUGCCCUUCUGUGGCUCCAGCUCUAGAGAGGAAGCAGCAG